Messenger RNA from Hemicordylus capensis (graceful crag lizard), 2234 nucleotides. RefSeq names its product lysine rich nucleolar protein 1 (gene KNOP1). The record is from RefSeq and is a predicted model, not a curated record. The transcript has 5 exons. The coding region runs from base 128 to 1768 and encodes 546 amino acids. NCBI's taxonomy places the organism in Eukaryota, Metazoa, Chordata, Lepidosauria, Squamata, Cordylidae.
CGCGGUUGCUAGGCGACGGCGGCCCCGCCUCCUCCCCGGCCUGGCCCUUCCGGGGGAGGCCCCCCCGCUCCUCCUGCUCCUCCCGCCUCGGGUGGCCGGCAGCGAAGGGCCCCGCAGCCGCAGCAGAAUGGCCAUAAAGGAUGCAAAGGCAUACCAUUCCAAGGCAGCCAUACAGAAAAAGAAAAAAAGUAAAGCUGCUGCCACUGGUGAUCAAAUCAUAGUUCUAAUAGAUGAUGAUGGAGAAAAAGAAAUGAAGGUGAAGAACAAAGAACUUCUGGGAAAAGAAAAUGGCUUGGAUCAGAUGGAUACGAAGAAGAAGAAAAAAAAGAAAAAGAAGACUAAAUCAAAGAACAGAGACCAUCCCAUUGUUAUACAAAGCAGUUCAGAUUCAGACUCUAUAAAAGAAACAGAGAAAAUAUCUAAGAGAUUCAAGAAAAAGAGAAGCCGAGGAUCUCCGUGUGAACGAGAGGGCCACUGUGCAGUUCCUAGCCAAGGGGUGCCCAAAGAAUGCCAAGAAGCCAGUUUCCCCAUUAGUAAGAAAUGCAAAAGGGAUACUCCAGAGAGCCAUGGAGACACUGCUGAAUUUGUUCCAAAGAGGAAGAAAAAGAGAAAGCAUAAGCCUACUUGUUCCUUGACCCAUGAGGGUGACUCUGAAAAACACUUUCCCCAAAAAACAGAUACCAUCUCCCAGGAAAUGAUACCCUCUAGCAGAAGAAAGAAAGCUAUGAUAGUCCAGAGUACUGGAAGUGUCUGUGAUAUUGUCAAGAAAACCGAAGAACUGAAUUGCAAGGAGAGAGCCUUUGGCUGUAAGCAGCAUCCUGAGAAUGUUGCCCAGAUGUUAGACAAGGUGAGUAGAGCAAUGAAGAAGCAGCUGUGGAAAAAGUUGAAGAAGCAGUUGAAGGAAAAGAAGCCUUCUUCCCUCUUGCCAGAUAACCAGGAGGAAGGCGAUCCUGGUGUUCCUCAUGAAAGUGGUCGUAAAACCAAAUCUGGGAAAAAAUGUCUUGAGAACAAUGUGGGCUUAAUGCAAGACUCUGAAGGAGGCAGCAAAGUAGUUCAGAAGAGAAAAAUCCAAACAAAUGGUGCUCCUCCAGCUUUUAUGGAGGACAAUGGAGACCUUAGAGACUUAGCAGUGGAAAAAAUGCAAAAGAAAGGGAAGAAAUCCAAAGAGACGCAAGGCCAUAGUGACGGCAGCAGAUUCUCCGAGAAGAUCAGUGAAGAGCAUGUCAGAAAGAAGAAGAAGAAUGGAAACUCCCAAGACUCCGGGGAAGAGCCCCUUUUAAAGAAAAGAAAGAUUAAAACAGAAGCAAAGGAAGGGGAAGAUGAAAUCAAGGUGGUGGCAGUUAAGAAAGGAAACUGCGAUGAAAUAAAUAUAGACAAGCUGAGACGGCGGGCUCUCCAAGACGAGAUUGACCAGGAGUCUGGCAAGACGCAGGCCGCCAAGCAAGAGGCAGAAUCGGGCACCCAUUUUGGCCAGUGGAGCACAGCAGCGUUUAGAAGUGCAGAGCAGAAAACAAAGUUCCUCCGACUGCUGGGAGGUUUCAAGAAGGGGUCUGCACCAGCCCAAGAUGCACCAGCGCAGGCAGCCCAACUGAACAUGGCGCUGUCCAGGGCCGGAGAGGAAAAACUGCAGCAGAACCUGCAAGCCGACUUUGAGAAGGCGAUACAUUUAAAGCAGCACAGAGGCAUCGGCCUGGGAUUUCCAGCUGCUACCCAGAAGCGGCUGCACAUCGAGAAAUACACAUCUAAAUCUAUCAAAUUUGAAGACUGAACUCUCAGGGAGGGAUUCCUGGCACAGGCUUUCCUCUCUUUUGCAGGGGGAAUAAUGCUUGUAGAACGAGUUCAAACUUCAGGAGGCCUCGCCCUAAAAUGCAUUUGCUGCUAAGUAACUAAGAUCUCUGCUCCUGUGGUGGUCAUGGCCAAGGGGAGAAAUAUCCUCCAAGAAUAUGAGCUCGUUACCUUUGGGCAGCUGGGGAUGGAGGACUCCCCCCCCCCAGAAUUUUGAACAGUUCAUAGUCUCGGAGGCAGGGUUGAAUUCCUGGUCAUGCAGCGUCUUCUCGGAUGGAUGCACGACCCUUUGAUGCUUCUCCUCUUACAUCUUUUUUUUAACACAAGCGAUGGCAUUUGAAAGUAGGCCUAUGCAUUGUCUAAUUGGAUGACUAAAAUAUGCAGGGUCCUCCCCACCCCCGAAAAAAAGUUGUCUGUGAAUCUUUCAGAAUAAAAUGAUUUUUAAUGUA